Molecule: messenger RNA, 1656 nt
Organism: Alternaria arbusti
Lineage: Eukaryota; Fungi; Ascomycota; Dothideomycetes; Pleosporales; Pleosporaceae
Exons: 2
Coding region: 1-1656 (551 amino acids)
Source: RefSeq, a predicted model, not a curated record
AUGUCAUCCGAUCUUGGUCGCGGUGAACAGUCGUUUACCGGCGACCGGUCAACCCCACCGCCAGCUCGUAUCCCGCAGUUAUCAUCGGGGCUCCUCAACAUUGAUCCUCCUCGUGCCGAAAGAUCUUCUAUCCCAAUCACGCCUACCGUCGAUCUCCAGCACAUUCAACGUUGGCGUCAAGCUUGUCGUGCAACACACGGCGCUUGCUGCAACGACGACUACUCCAACGCCUUGGCAAAGAGCAUCGAUCAGCUCAUGCUGGUCGACGUGAUUAGUGGCUCGCUUACCAUUCUACCCACUUCGUCGCCAAUCAAGUAUGUCGCCCUUUCGUAUGUGUGGGGCAAUGCGCCGAUGUUCAAGACGACGACGAACAACAUCGAAACUCUGCUGCAGCGAGGAGCUUUGUACGAGCCAUCGAACAAUGCAGUGCUUCCUGACACAAUUCGGGAUGCCAUUCAUCUAGUCAAGGCUCUAGGCGAGAAGUACCUGUGGGUGGAUUGUCUAUCCGUUGUUCAAGAUGCCGGUUCAGAGAAGAUGGACAUUACGUUGCGGGCUAUGGCCCGUAUCUACGCAAGCGCAGAGUUCACGAUCGUUGCAGCGGGUGGCGAGGAUGCAGGACACGGUUUGAGGGGUAUUGGGGGUCCCUCGACGAACCGAACUCCUAAUCCCAGUUCGUUUUCCCGCCGAUGGGAUGCAUAUCCAAGAGGUUCGAAAUGGGCAACUAGGGGCUGGACGUUUCAAGAAUCGCUGUUCUCGCGCCGUCUCCUUGUUUUCAGAAAUACUGUGUCGUGGGUAUGUGGACGCUGUGAAUGGCGCGAGGGCGUUGACAAGAUCACGUCCACGCAAGACAGCCACGAUCGCGAAAGCAUCACGUCUUUGAGGAUGGAAGACACUAAAUGGCCAGCAGAGCGCCCACAUCUCGGCGUCCCAAUGGGCAUGAUGUCCUUGAUUCCCAAGAUACCGACCCUCGGUCGAUGGGGAAUGCUUGUGGAAAACUUCUCUUCGCGGGAUCUCAAGUACGAGAAAGACGCUCAAGCAGCAUUCGCGGGUGCUACUGAUAUCAUGGACGCUACUUUCCCAGACGGUCUACUCCACGGCAUACCGAAGUUCUUCUUCGAUAUCGCAUUGCUUUGGCGACCUCAGAAUUCCGCACGUAGACGUGAGGGCGAACCUAGUUGGUCGUGGACAGGCUGGAAGAACGGAACCAUAAACUGCCUGUCUGCUUGGUAUCCCUUUUAUCCCAGGAUCUUUCGUGAUACCGGCCUUGAGUCAGAUUGGGUCGCUAUUGCGACCUUGAAACCGGUGGCAGAGUAUCGGUUGGCGAACGCGAUGAUCGGCAAUAUCACCAUAACGUGCGAGACCUUGGACCAUGAACCCGAAGAUGGUAAUGAUUGUGAGCUUGUCGCUAUCUCAGAAGCCGAAACCUCGCAACAAAUGGGAGUAGAAGAGUAUGGAUGGCCUGACUUUUCUUUCGAGGAGUACCAGAAGUAUUUUACCGGAGUAUCUUUAAGGAGUGAUAAUCGGAAAGCAUCGUUCUACAAUGUCAUGUGGAUCAAGUGGGUUGGAAACGUCGCCGAAAGACGGGGAUUAGGUGUUGUGCUGAAGGAUUCUUGGGACGCACUACAACCCGAGAUCAAAGAGUUCAAUCUAGGUUGA